Messenger RNA from Pundamilia nyererei, 2331 nucleotides. RefSeq names its product GTPase IMAP family member 7-like. The record is from RefSeq and is a predicted model, not a curated record. The transcript has 6 exons. Bases 768 to 1889 code for a protein of 373 amino acids. Gene Ontology annotation, molecular function: GTP binding. NCBI's taxonomy places the organism in Eukaryota, Metazoa, Chordata, Actinopteri, Cichliformes, Cichlidae.
ACUCAAAAUAUCUUCACAUGCCAGAACGUCCUCUCUUCCUCGCUGGCUCCAUAUCUGUCAGUGGAAUGAUCACCUCGUCGCUAUCUGUCACCAUCAACACACUCCACGAAUCCCGUGGAUGAUUCACUUCCUUAUAUCCGUUUGAAUCAGGUACCAAAGCAGUUACGUGCGUAAUGAAGCUUCGGACGUCACUGGUCACGUGACUUUUGCCAAACGAAGCAAGCCUCGACACAGUGCUUCUGAACCAGUGUGUUGUUUUUUUUCGACACACGCUCCGGAGCGUCAGCUUCAAGCGGGCCAUCACUACCUGUAACCACUCACUCCCCGUCGCUGGCCUGCUACUAUUCUCGGCGCUAUUCGCCUGCCUCCCUGCCCUACACUUCACAGUGAGUGUACACGAACUGGUUUAGCCUCACUCGGACCACUAAUCCCCUCCUAGCCUCGCCGUCAACCCAGACAAAUCAAACCCGGGUUUCUGAUCACCUGACCUUCCCAGCUGUCACAGAUCACCUGCGGAUCGUUUCGUCUGAAGCCUUCUCUCCAUCGAUUGCUGGAAUGAGAAGUGUCCACGGAGUAGACAUGGAGGAGGAUUUAGAAUGUUUCCUGUGGUCACGAGAGGUCUCAGAAGAGGACAUCACGCACACGCAACAAGACAAACCACGUUCCCACAUGUUCAAACACCGCAGAGCAAUAAACAGGAAACUGCUGAACAGCAGAACAUCAGCAGAGACAGAAAAUCACACAUCAACUGCCUGUAAAAGAGAGAAAUGGCCAGCAAAUACACUCGUCACAAUCCCCUGAGGAUUGUCCUGCUGGGAAAAACUGGAAGUGGGAAAAGCAGCUUGGCCAACACCAUAUUUGGAGAGACGGUGUUUGAGAUAGAUCAUACUGCAAACCCUGGAACAAGUCAGUGUAAGGAAAUUACCAGAGAUUUAAAUGGAACAUCUGUCUCUAUAAUUGACACUCCUGGUUUCUUUGACAAUCGCACGUCUGAAGAGGAGCUGAGAAAUGAGAUUACAAGGUGUGUCGUAGAGUGUUCUCCUGGACCUGACGCUUUUCUUAUUUUACUAAAAAAGGAUAAAUACACAGAUCAAGAGAUUGAGGUUAUUACCAAAAUCAUAGAGUCUUUUUCUGAAGAAGCUUUCAGAUAUGCUGUGCUUGUCUUCACUCGUGGUGAUGAUCUUCCUGAAAGAAUGCAGAUUGAAGAGUUUUGCAGGGGCAACAACCGUCUACUUGAGUUGUUAGAGAGAUGUGGUGGGCGCUGCCAUGUCUUUGAUAACAAAUACUGGAACAACAACCCACAGCAUGAAUACAGAAACAACCAGCUGCAGAGGGAAAAGCUGCUCAACACAAUGAAAGAGAUGGUGAGGAACAACGGUGAACAUUGUUACACAAAUGAGAUGCUGCAAGAAGUGGAGAGGCUAAUACAACAACAGCAAGAGAGCAUUAGAUCAUCAUCAGGAGACAUGUCAUGGGAAGAAAUCAGAGAGGAGGCAAAGAAGAGAGUCUACAAUAUUCUCAAGAUGGCUGCUGGUGUUACCACAGGGAUGCUGUUGGGAGCACUGCUUGGUGUGCCAAUAAUGAUUGCAAAAGUUCUCACAAUACUGAAGACUUUAACAAUGCCAGUAAGAAUACCAGCAAGCACUGUAGUGGCAGGAGUGGCAACACAAGGAAAACUUCCAAUAACUGGUGUUGGAUUGGGUACGGUUGCAGGCCUUGCUGCUACUGCAGGAGCAAUAGUUGGGGGUUAUGUAGGAUAUUGUAAAGCUGAUGAAGCAGAUUCAAUAAAGGAGGCAGUUAUGAACACAGCUGAGGCUCUUGGUGAACUAGCUGUAGAAGCAGGAAGAAGUCUCAUAAACCCUGAAACAGAACAUUUUAAUCGCUUUUAGAAAAAGAUUAGCACAUUUCUAACACACGUGUAAUGCUCUAAACUCAUUAUCAUCAUUUAUUAUCAUUUUAAAGUGUCACAUUACUAGGCAAAGUGUUUUACUAAUAUUUUGAUUAGAUUUCUUACCUUGUAUUUUCAUUUAUACAUUUCCUUUCAGCCAAUCAAAGUAUGGUCUGGUUUGAAUUGGUUUCAGUCUUCAGUUCCUGUACACAGUAAAUGUUACAUUUUUAUAUCUUUAAUUCAUAAAUAAAUGUUAUUUUUCCAUUAUUUAAAAAAGCAGGCCAAACCGCUAGGCCAUGCUUUUCAACUACAAACACUGGAGCAGGGAUAUGGAAUGACCUGCAGGUUUUAGAUGUGUCCUUGAGCCAUCACAGCUAAUUUAAAUAGCUAAUCUCCCACCUCAACAUUUCUUGAAGUUCCCCAGAGGCCUUGUAAUGAACUAA